This is a messenger RNA of Arachis ipaensis, 904 nucleotides long. NCBI's taxonomy places the organism in Eukaryota, Viridiplantae, Streptophyta, Magnoliopsida, Fabales, Fabaceae. The record is from RefSeq and is a predicted model, not a curated record.
UCAUGGAGCAAAAUGCACAGGCCUUCAACCAAAUCUCAAAAAAUAUUGCUUCUCAUAUGAUGGCCAAUGCUGCAGCAAUUGCAGCUGCCUUUGGGGGAGGCUUGCCUCCUGGGAUAACCGGAACAAACGACAGGUGUACAAUUCUUGUUGCAAAUCUCAAUCUUGAUAGAAUAGAUGAAGAUAAAUUGUUCAACGUGUUCGCCAUUUAUGGGAACAUUGUUAGAAUCAAACUUCUUAGGAACAAACCAGAUCAUGCGCUUAUCCAAAUGGGGGAUGGUUUCCAAGCCGAAUUGGCAGUACCUUUUCUUAAGGGAGUUAUGUUGUUCGGGAAGCGAUUGGAGGUCAACUUCUCGAAGCAUCCGAAUAUAACCCAAGGUGCCGAAACACACGAGUAUGUGAAUUCAAAUCUCAACCGGUUCAAUCGCAAUGCUGCUAAAAACUACCGGUAUUGCUGCUCGCCAACCAAGAUGAUCCAUUUGUCAACCCUCCCACAAGACAUCACCGAAGAGGACAUUGUAAGCCUUGUGGAGGAGCACGGAACCAUUGUCAAUAACAAGGUCUUUGAGGUGAAUGGAAAAAAGCAGGCUCUUGUUCAGUUUGAAACUGAGGGGCAGGCUAUUGUUCAGUUUGAAACUGAGGGGCAGGCUGCCGAGGCCCUUGUCUGCAAGCAUGCAAGACCACUUUCUGGCUCGGCGAUUCGAAUCUCCUUUUCUCAGCUGCAGAACAUUUGAUCGAGACUUUUGCUACCGACUCGAGCGCUACUGUCUUACGGUUCUUAAGCUUAUUUGGGACAAGGAUUCUGAACUUGGGUAGGAUAAUAUUUAUGCAGAUGAUGCCACUUUCAUUGUCUUGUAAUGGUCGAAUUGCUUAUUAAUAUACAGAUCAAACCUGUUCUCACUUUGCA